Rotaria sordida is the source of this 1328-nucleotide messenger RNA. NCBI's taxonomy places the organism in Eukaryota, Metazoa, Rotifera, Eurotatoria, Philodinida, Philodinidae. The record is from the annotation of a GenBank genome assembly.
ACAGUAAUAAUCAUCUUUCAACAGGUACUACAAAUCAAACUGGCAGUAAUGAUACAAACAAUAAUGGAGGAACAACAAUGGUAAUUGGUCAAGGUCUAGGAGGACAAAUACACACAACACCAACUUUAGGAAUUAAUGGUAUUCUUACACCAUCACUUGGUUUUCUAUCUCAAUCAUCUCAACAACAUUUACCUUAUACAAAUUCUAAUUCAAAUUUACUACGGACAUGUGAUCCAAAUACAAUAUUUCGUUAUUCUGCUCGUCGUAAUAAAGAUGAUUUACAUUAUUCACCUUAUUCUCUGUCACCAUUAUCACCCGCAUCCAUUCGUCUUUUACGUUCACCACGUAAACAAUUACGAAAAAUUCCUAAAACUCCAUUUAAAGUUCUUGAUGCACCUGAACUUCAAGAUGAUUUUUAUUUAAAUUUAGUUGAUUGGUCAUCAACAAAUAUUUUAGCUGUAGGACUUAAUGCAUCUGUUUAUUUAUGGAAUGCCAAUACAAGUAAUGUAACACGAUUAUGUGAUUUACAAACUGAAUCAGAUACAGUAACAAGUGUAGCUUGGAGUGAUCGUGGACAAUAUGUUGCAGUUGGAACUCAUAAAGGCAUUGUACAAAUUUGGGAUGUAGCAACGAAUCGUAAAACGGUUUCAUUUCCUCGUCAUACGGCACGUGUUGGUGCAUUAGCUUGGAAUGAUUUAUGUAUAUAUUCAGGUUCACGUGAUCGAUUUAUUUUACAAAAUGAUACACGUUCAAAUAAACAAGAACGUAAAUUAGCUGGACAUAGACAAGAAGUAUGUGGAUUAAAAUGGUCACCUGAUAGACAAUUAUUAGCAAGUGGAGGAAAUGAUAAUCGUUUAUUAGUAUGGAAUCAAUCAUGUUCAAAUCCAAUUCAAGUUUAUACAGAUCAUACAGCAGCUGUUAAAGCUAUUGCAUGGAGUCCACAUCAACAAGGUCUUUUAGCUAGUGGUGGAGGUACAGCUGAUCGACAUAUUCGAUUUUGGAAUACAUUAACAGCACAAAAUCUACAAUCUAUUGAUACUGGAUCUCAAGUAUGUAAUUUAGCUUGGUCAAAACAUACGAAUGAACUUGUAUCAACGCAUGGUUAUUCUCAACAUCAAAUCGUUGUUUGGAAAUAUCCAUCAAUGUUACAAUUAGCUCGUUUAACUGGACAUACAUUUCGUGUAUUAUAUUUAGCUGUAUCACCAGAUGGUGAAUCAAUAGUGACAGGCGCAGGAGAUGAAACACUUAGAUUUUGGAAUGUAUUUACAAAAUGUCGUGCCAAUAAAGAAUCCGACAGUGUACUUAAUUUAUUUAACAAAAUUCGAUAA